AUUUUUCUUGUAUUUACAACUAUUGAACAUAUUACUUACAUUACCUUAAUGAUUGGAUUAAUGUAAAUUAUCUUUAUAUAAUCACACUGAUUUGUUUAUGUCUAUUUAUAAAUAGAUUAGUUCAUUAUAUCUCCUAACUGUUCAAAGUUGACUGAAAACAACCAUUAAUAUUUAUACUUUCCAAUCUGUUUUACAAUAAACCUUUUACUUGGUGCUUGAUUCAUUUUCAAUUUUUGUGUUUCUUGUUAAAUGUUCAUCUGAACCCAUUGUGAAAAUGUUUUUGACAUCAUGGUUAGUGGAUAAUCUUGGCUCAUAUCAACUCUUGUUUAAUGCAUCAAUUGGACUCAUCUUAUUCUGGUUUGUUAGUUAUUUACUGCCAAAAAUUAAACGUGUCCGCAGCCUUCCACCUGGACCUUGGGGAUUACCUUUUGUAGGCUACCUGCCUUUAUUGCAGAAAAACAAUGAAUAUGAAGAUCUUGACCGUUUAGCCAAAAAAUAUGGACCAGUUUAUAGUUUAAGUAUGGGUAAAGAUACGGUUAUUGUUGUAAAUGAUUGGAAUCAUGCUAAAGAGGUGUUUAAAAAUGAUGAUUUGCUGGCUCGGCCAAUAGGUUUUGGUAACAAUAAACAUGGAGUAUCUUUUAUCCAAUCAUCUGGUGCACAUUGGCGUGAUCAUAGACGAUUAUCAUUCCAUGUUCUUCAUGAUCUUGAUCAAGUUAGAUCAUCUUUCGAUGAUAAAAUAAAAACUGAGAUUCAACAAUUCUUGCCUAAACUGGGAAAAGGUCCAGUUAAAAAUUUAUACAAAACCUUUUUAUCAUCAGCUACAAACACUAUAUCUUUCCUGUUGCUUGGCCAUGGAUUUGAGGAUGAUGAUCCUGUGAAACAGACUCUUAUUGAUACAUUGAUGGUUUCUUCACACACUGGCUCUCAGUUUGGUGCUUUUUCAUCAGGAUUGCGUCCAAGGAUUGAAAGAUUGUUUAUGAAGCCGAUUCUAAAAAAAGAAGCACCUGUUAAUUAUCAUGAGAAAACAAAAGCUCUUCCAAAGUACUUGCAGAAUGAGAUUGAUCAACAUAAAAAGAAGCAAACAACAGACUUUGACGAUUAUAUUCAUGGUUAUUUACAGGAGCAAAAGAAUCGAAAGGAUUCAUCUGGCAAUGUACCUUUUGAUGAUGAAACUUUACGAGCAAACAUCGUUUCCUUAUACCAAGCAGGAAGCGAAACAGUCUCGACAACACUUGUAUGGGCUAUUCUUUACCUGAUCCAGAAUCCUGAUUAUUAUGAAAAGAUACGAGGGGAAAUUGCGAGUGUAAUUGGCUUUGAAAGAUUACCAGAAUAUUCAGAUAGAGUUAAGAUGCCAAGCACAAUGUCUUUCAUCUUUGAAGUCCAUCGAAUCGCUUCGCUUGUUCCAGUUAAUUUAUUCCGUGUUGCUACUCGUGAUUUGAAAAUUGGCAAUUUCAAUGUACCUAAAGAUUCCACUGUCAUUGUCAACUUCUGGACCAUUAAUCAUGAUACCUUUCUUUGGAUAAAACCAUAUGAAUUUGAUCCUACUCGAUUUUUGGUCGAUCACGGAGCCAAAUCUGUAAAGCCUCCAUUCUUGACUCCAUUCAGUGGAGGUGAAAGAAACUGUCCUGGAGAGGGUUUUGCCAAUGUUGAAAUAUUCCUAUAUCUAGUCAGUAUUGUUCAAAAAUACAAGAUUGAAUGUGAACCUGGAUCAACAAUAUCGUUUGAAGCCGAAUAUGAUUCAAUCAGACGUCCAAAAUCAAUUCCACCUUUAAUCUUUACCAAAAUAUGAGAUUAAUAAAGCCAGCGGUCCAAUAUAAUGGUAACAAUAAGAUAUUCAACAUUGGAUUUUUUGUUCACCAAAAUUUUGGGUGAAUGGUCGCAAAAUUUGCUGUAACAUUACAAUUGUGGACCAUAAACUGUGUAUUAUUUAUUUCUGUUUGAAGGCAAGUUAAAGGCCAAGAGAUAGAAGUCUCUAAUAAAUAAAGCAUGGAGACUUAUAACAUUAUUGCACUUGAAUUUUUUACAUCAAUUUAAAUGUAAAUCACUCUCUAGUCAUUUUGUGAGUAUUCAUUGGGAAAGAAAGAAAUAAAGAGAAAGAAAUCUUAAAUUAAGAAAAUAUCCAAAAAUAUCUGAUUCCAUUCUGAUUACGUAUCCAGAGGUGAAAUAUUCAUAUACACACAUUAGUUAACAAUUGACACCUUGAUUGGUCGAGUAAUCUUGAUGCCUCUUUGUGAAUGUAUCCAUUUUAUUCCCAAUAUAAAUAAAUGUUCAUUCCUGAAA
Molecule: messenger RNA, 2280 nt
Organism: Tetranychus urticae (two-spotted spider mite)
Lineage: Eukaryota; Metazoa; Arthropoda; Arachnida; Trombidiformes; Tetranychidae
Product: cytochrome P450 1A1
Biological process (GO): xenobiotic metabolic process
Cellular component (GO): intracellular membrane-bounded organelle; cytoplasm
Molecular function (GO): iron ion binding; oxidoreductase activity, acting on paired donors, with incorporation or reduction of molecular oxygen, reduced flavin or flavoprotein as one donor, and incorporation of one atom of oxygen; heme binding
Source: RefSeq, a predicted model, not a curated record